This is a messenger RNA of Ochlerotatus camptorhynchus, 1376 nucleotides long. Its product is annotated as protein CDV3 homolog. Gene Ontology annotation, cellular component: cytoplasm. The transcript has a single exon. The record is from RefSeq and is a predicted model, not a curated record. NCBI's taxonomy places the organism in Eukaryota, Metazoa, Arthropoda, Insecta, Diptera, Culicidae. The coding region runs from base 93 to 806 and encodes 237 amino acids.
AAAAAAUAAAAUCCAAUCGAACUCGGGAGUGCGACAGUGCAAGAGGAGGAGAUUACUACUGCUGCUGGCAUUAUACCACGUUGUUCGCUGCAAUGGCCGAUUUGGACGAUUUUUUCGCGAAAAAAGACCGCAAAAAGUCGAAAACUACGAAGAAAUUUGCCACCCCGGAAGAAGUGGCCAAGUCGUUUGAGGACGCCGCUGCGAAGAAAACAGCAGAGUCGAAAAUCCGGAAGGUGACCCCGACCAAUCCCGAAGGAAAUGAACAAAAGAAACCCGAGCAAGCAGAAGAAGAGUGGAAAGAAUUCGAGGAGGAACGCAAAGAUUACAGCGGCCUAAAGUUGACCCAGUUGACCAUCUCGGAACAGGAAGGCGGUAACUAUGUUGGUGAAGAGGGUGGUGGUUCGAUGGGAGAAAACGAUGGUGAAGGAGGCGAAGCCGGCAGUGGAAAUAGCAAGUCAGGAGCAUGGAGAAAUGUGGACUCGUCCGAUUCGGCUGAAAAACAACAGCAGCAGCAGCAGCAACAACAACAACAACAACAGCAACGAGCUGCUUCCACUGUGUACGUAGCGCCAGCGAUGAAAAAUUUGCGCCUGAAGGGAAAGAAGGGAGUCGCACCGGAUCUGAAGAACGAAGAUUUUUUCCCUACCCUUGGUGCGGAACAACCGGCGGACGGAGCACGGGGUAAAAAAGAUUCCACAUUCGAAGAGGUGAAACACGGUGGACGCGUUCGGGCGUCGGAUCUUCCGUCGGCUCAACCACUCCAGGUAGGAAACAGAUUCACCUCGUUGAGCAACGAUGCGAGCUAGAGUCUGGCAGCGGGAAUGCCAUCGCACCGGAGGAAAUUGGCCGGCGACCUGUCCGGUUAGCAUCCUAGGUUUUGUAUUGUUUAAUUCUUUUUUUUUUCUAUUAAUUUCUAAAUUGAAACCUGCCCCGUAUAUGUGCUCUACCUAUUUACAACAGACUGCUCACUACACAGAUAUAAGGGGAAACAGACUAAGAAUUUCUUUUUCGGUUGUCGUUGCUCCGGGAUGGAUUGUUCCGCCUCAAACCGUGGUAUUGAACGGCUUACGGUUUUAGUAAUAUUUCGAAUUGGUAUUUAGGCACUCCUUAUCCUGUUCGGGAUAAUCUCUUCCGGAGCAGCGACGACCCGGGAACGCAGUGUUUUAACUAUUCAAUAUUUGGUUAAUGUAAUCCCUCAAUUCAAAUCUGCUGUAGUCCAAAACGAAACACAUACACAAACAGUUUGCUACAGCAUGCUUCCCCUGGAGGAAGGUACUGGGUUUACUGAACAAAAAAAAAACUCCGUUACUUCUUUCUCUACUUUCCGCGAAAGCUGCGUUGAUUUUGUAAUCAAUAAAGGAGGUAAUAAAACUGAA